Molecule: messenger RNA, 1173 nt
Organism: Thyridium curvatum
Lineage: Eukaryota; Fungi; Ascomycota; Sordariomycetes; Thyridiales; Thyridiaceae
Exons: 3
Coding region: 1-1173 (390 amino acids)
Source: RefSeq, a predicted model, not a curated record
AUGUCCUCCGACCAGUCUCACGUCCUGCGCUUCCCCAGGUCCGACGAGGAGGGGUCCUUCAUUCUUGCUGAAGUCACUCCCACCGGCUCCGGCUCAAAGCCACUGAAUCUCAAGAUCGUCGCCACGGAGGGAGCUGCGCCUUAUGUCAUAUCUCUGCGCCAUGACCGCGUGGACAAGCUCAAGGUCAAGAAUUGCCCCUGCUCUCAGGACGAAUGGGAGCACAUCCUGGCAUCCAUCCUCCUCGACGGCCAGCCCGUCGAGGACAUCGAGGCCGCGGCAGCAGUUCAGGAAGAGGAGUCCGUGACUAUCACCUUCCGAAAGAGGAUAUCCGGUAUCACUCAACGGCUUGGUGCACUCACCCUGACUCACAAGGAAGAUGAAGCCAUCGAGUUGUAUGACUGGUGCGGAGCGGCUAUCACGGCCCGCAACCAGAUCAAGCUCGACCUAGCCAAGGCCAACGCCAGGGCUACCGAGCUGGAGUCCGCCGUCAACGAGCUGAAGGACCAACUCGAAGAGCUCAUCAAGACCAAGGAAGACGACGAAUCCGUCCUGCUAGAGAAAUUCCGGGAUCUUCUUAACGAGAAAAAGCUUAAAAUUCGCGAGCAGCAGCGGAUUAUGGCCUCUGGAGGCGUUUCCGCCUCUUUCAGUCGUCCUACGCGGAACAAGACUCCCGAGAUCAAGGAGGAGAAACAGUCGCAGGCCACCCCGCCUACUAAGGCGACAUCCAAGCCCACCAGGGGAGGAGCCAAAGCGGCAGCAAAAGGAACACGUGCCCCCAAGCGCAAAGCCAAGGCCGCGGAGCCCAGUGACGACGAGGACUCGGAUGACGGCUUCGAGAAGAUGGACGUGGACCAGGGUCGGAAAGAGGACGAGCAGGAUCCCCUCGAUGAAGAUGCGGAGACUACCGACGCCGAUUCCCGGACAGAGAGCGAACCAGACGAGGAUGACGACGAUGCCAGUCCUGUCUCACCGCCCAAGGCUAUCUCGAGCCGUGCAGCCAAGGACACAGGGGCUUCGCAGAGCAGCAACACGAACAAGCCCGACGAGGCCCCCCCACCAAGGAGGGCUCUUCCCUUUAACAAUGGGAAGGCGCCUGCAAAGAAGCCUGAGCCCGCGAAGCCGGCUCCUGCUGCGGCUGGAGGUAGCGACACGGACUCUGAUGAUGAGCUGUAG